This is a messenger RNA of Hypanus sabinus (Atlantic stingray), 1585 nucleotides long. Its product is annotated as regulator of G-protein signaling 8-like. Bases 272 to 1018 code for a protein of 248 amino acids. NCBI's taxonomy places the organism in Eukaryota, Metazoa, Chordata, Chondrichthyes, Myliobatiformes, Dasyatidae. The transcript is spliced from 6 exons. The record is from RefSeq and is a predicted model, not a curated record.
ACUACCUUAGCAUAUGCAAAAUAAUCCUCCCUUCUUCCUUCCUCUUCCCCCUCCUCCCACACCAGAUAAAUUUUGUAUGUACAUUCAGGCUCUGAAUGCAUUACUGUCUCGAGUAAGGAUACAGAAGGAGCUUGGUAUAGGCUGUGCCCUCAGAGACUACAGAAGCCAACAAUAGCUCUAGCUUGUUAGGAUGCAGGGCUGGUAUUCGGACCAUUUCCCCCAGUGAGACUUCAGCAGAGGCAGAGCGACAAAUCUGGCUCCAAACAAGCUGAUGUACCAAGAGGUGCCUGAAAGCUUCAUUCAAAGCAUUCCAGCUCCAUUGCAGGCUACCAACUGCAAGAAAAGCCAUUUCCGAGCCCCAUUUACAUUGUUUACAAGUGCCAGAAAGCUCAGCUUGUCACAGCUUCCGACAGAGAGCUUACCUGACUACGGAAUUCACAAAGGAAAACUCGCCAAGAAAAAGACCAGCACAACACAGUCCAGAGCAAUGAAGACACGGCUGGGCUGCUUAUCACAGAAGUCCGACUCCUACAGCGACUUCAGCUCCUUUCUCCCCAGUAAACAUGAGAAGCCAAUCAGAUGCUUAAAAUUGUCCACAGAGGAAGCUGUGCAAUGGACUGAAUCAUUUCAUUUGCUUCUGGAUCAUAAGUAUGGUUUGGCUGCCUUUAGAGCAUUCCUUCGCUCUGAAUACAGUGAGGAGAACAUUGAGUUCUGGCUGGCCUGUGAAGACUACAAGAAAACCAAAUCACCUGCAAAAUUGACUUCAAAGGCAAAGAAGAUCUACUCUGAAUUUAUAGAUGUUCAAGCUCCAAGAGAGGUGAAUAUCGACUUUCAAACACGUGAGCUCACCAGGAAGAACGUGCUGGAGCCAGACCACGCCUGCUUUAACGAUGCCCAAAAGAGAGUCUACAGCCUGAUGGAAAGGGACUCGUACCCCAGGUUCCUGAGAUCAAAGGUCUACUUAGAUGUGUUAAACCAGACUCACAGUAAUAGUCAAACACAAAGGAGGUUCAGCUGAGGAACAUAGCACAGGACCAAAUCUGUGCACUAAGUUCAGUUUUGCUCCACCGCCUGCAUCAAUGGGUCACGAGUUUCACUCUACUGUUGUAAAUUAUUGUUGAGGUGAAGAUUGGGAAACUUCCUUAUGGUGCUCCCUUUGCUCCUGAUUUCCAGGCAUUACAUGGAAUGCAAUUUUGUGUGACAGCAAUCCUUUCCCAACGGGCUUCGUCGCUGUGCCAGGCUCCUGUUUCCAGCUUACCUUUGCCAUCAAGUUGUUUAAAACUGUUUCUUAACCAUCAAAAAGCAUGCUGAAAUAAGCUUUGCCUAUCCUUAAAAUCUCCAAGCUGUAAUGGCGAUAGAAGAUCAAAUAUACAGGGUUUUAGUGCACAUAUGUUUAAAUGUUCAAAAUGAACACAGUAGAUUUAAAUCAAUGCAUUAGUAUUUAUGAUACAAUGUCCAUUUGUUGGUUGAUCACUCUAUAAGUGAAAAUACUCAUUUUUAUUCUGUGCAUUUCCAUGUAUAUAUUUAUCAGCCCAGCCCAUUUAGUCUGAGUAUAUUUAUUAAAUGAGAUCAUUAAUAAAAUGUG